This is a messenger RNA of Cyprinodon tularosa, 659 nucleotides long. RefSeq names its product small EDRK-rich factor 2-like. The transcript has 3 exons. The coding region runs from base 124 to 306 and encodes 60 amino acids. Lineage: Eukaryota; Metazoa; Chordata; Actinopteri; Cyprinodontiformes; Cyprinodontidae. The record is from RefSeq and is a predicted model, not a curated record.
UCACGGCCACAGUGAGCAGGCGGAACCGCAGCGGACGCAGCAACUGGAACAACGACGAGGGAGCUAGCGGCCCUUUGGCUGAGCCUUUCUGGAUUCCGGGUGAAACAAACUUAAGGUGCUAAAAUGACAAGAGGGAACCAGCGGGAGCUUGCCCGCCAGAAGCAUGCCAAGAAGCAGACCGAACAGUGCAAAGGCAAACGGAAUGAGGACGGACUGUCUGCUGCUGCUAGAAAACAACGGGACGCUGAAAUCAUGCAGCAGAAGCAGAAAAAAGCAAACGAAUCAGGAAAAGGAAAGACCAAGUGAAACAUGAGAUGGACGAAGAGUUCAGCUCAGUUUUUUUCUUUUUUUUAAGAUCGUCACUUGUUCUGAAUUCUUUCCUGAUAUUUAUAAGAAUGGAUCUAUCAGUUUUGUCUCGACUCAAGAAUCCAGCAUUCACCAACCUCCCUGUGGCAAAUGACUGCUUGUUGGAUUUGUUUUUAAAUGGUUAAACUAUGAAUGGGUUAGACCUUACUCCGGUGCUGCGUGCAGAGCACCAUCAGUGGUGUAAGCAGGAUGAAGUGGAACCUCGAUGUAAAGCAUCAGUGUAACAGUUGUGUAUUUUUGUACAAAAAGUGUCCCUUUCUGGUUUCAAAUAAAGUGUAUCUUUUUAGUUCAUG